UGUGGUAUCACUGUGAAACUCUACUGUAAAUCAAGGAGCUACAUAUACCUAUGUAUAGUACCCCCCCCCCUGUUAACUUGAAAUGCUGGACGUCAGUAGAUCGACUGAUACACCUAGGAGUCUUUCCAAUGAGAGCAAACAUGGAAUGCUACGCUUUCUGAAAAAACAAUCAAUGGAAAAAGAUAGUUUUCUGAGACAGGAUGACAACAAUGAAGCAUCAUUCAAAAGUACUUCCACCUUUACAGUAAAAGAAAGCCCCAAGCCAACUCCGAGAAGUCGACUCCAUCUAGAUGAGCGUGAUAAAGUCGGGACACCAUCCUCCUCCAGCCCGCAUUUGCUGAAGUUGCACCACAGUAGCCAGGUUGAUGUUCCCAAGCAAUCAUGCGCAGCACAGGAAGAUUCUUUACGUGAAGAUGUCUGGCUCGGCAAUAAACCAUAUCAUUCAAAAUUUCUCAAGUCGCGCUCUCGUGAUCACCAAGUCGAUGACAGAGAAAAGAGUGAUUCCGAAAAAAAGGAAUUAAUGGAUAAAUCUGAUGAAACGAUCAACAAGGAAGAUGUUACACGUACAUCUCCACCUAAAUCACCACCCCGUAGCAGCGUCUCUGUAGACGAGCAUGACAAAUUGAAUACACAAGAUGGGAGCACAGAGAUGGGACAUGAUGAUCCCCCAAAAGUGAAUGUGUCUGCAGAGGUACCCGCCUUAUUAAACAGAAGUGUGCCAUCCAUGACACUAUCACAACAAUCUGUUCAAACAGGUUUGAAUGGUGACCUUGGGAAUUACAGUCAUCUGUUAAGCACAAGUGGAGAGCCAAUCAACAGAGAAGACACCCCUCUUAGCAGCAGCGGGAGUGGGAUCUCGGUAGACACAGUCCGACCUGCCUCCGUGCAAACUGGUUCAAUCAUCUCCACUCAAGCACCGUCUCCAGCACCGAGACAUCACGCUUCUCUUGCUACAUUCACCGAAGACGAGUGUUCCCAGUCUCGUGCAGAGCAGACUGUGAUAAUAAAACCACGCCCUUCGCCUAGAGUAAGGAGAGCUUCUUCUAGUGUCGAGCAUCAAACUCUGGACACAACGCAAAUGAAUGAGUCCAUCACUCUGCAGAAAGAAGGAGCAGGCAUAUCGGACCCACAGCUGAAUGAUAGUAUCAACAGAACGCGGCCAAAGACGAGCACGUCUAGCGGUGCCCCCGUAAGGCGAGCGCGGUCACGCAUCGCCUCUUUGCCGGCGUCGCCGCGUGGCAGGCGUGUAGCGUCUCCAGCGUUCACCGACACGCUCAGCAUCCGACAGGCAGUGUGGGAGGACUGGUACUGGCGCAAGACAGACGAGAAGACUCGUAAGCGGCGUGAAGCAGUCGCCGAGGAGGAGGAGAAGCGCGCAAAAGAGGAAGAGGCAAAGAGAGAGCAGAAAGAAAUGGCAGCUUUGUCAUUCACGAGUUGGAAAGAGAAACGGGAGGAGUUCUUCAAGAAGAAGUGGCAUGAGAAGGUCAAUACUGAAAAGGCAAAAGAAAAAGAGUUGAUAGACAAAGCAGAACAAAAAACAAUCGCAUUAAAGACAUUUGAGAUAUGGAGAGAGAAUAAAGAUAUUCUGCUAAAGGAGCAAAAGAAAAAAGCUAAUAGGGUGGAACGAGUCAAAACCAUACAGAUAGAAGAGAACAAGAAUGAGAAAUGGCGAGAGGCACAGAAGCUAUAUGAUUUCUGGAAAUCUAGAAAAGACGUAGAUAUUCGAAAGAAAUUGAAAGAAACAAUGAGGAAGACAUGCACGACGAAGGAGUUAGAGCGCUCACAAAAAUUUGAAAGGAUAAAAGAGGCGGAACAGAGCUAUGAGGACUGGCUGCAGAGGAAGGAGCGGCAGAUGGAGAGAGACACUGUAUUACGACAGAGGCACCGCUCUGAAGAACUUGAUAGCCCCAGGCCUGCUUGGAGUCCCGUUGGGAGGGGAAACGCUGUCGAAUGACUCCUGAGCUGGUAAACAGUCAGGUUGGCAUCUCUGAUGACCUCUAGGUCCUAAACCCAUAAGAGUGAUCCAUCAAUAACCCUGGUCUGGGUUGUUGUAACAGUAAAGGGCAUGUUAGAUAAGCUAUUUGAUGGCAUUACCAAGGUCUUAUCAUGAGAAAGAUAAGUGCACGUCUUCAAUUAGCCUACAUAGCUAGCCAGGUACAACUGGUGUUAUUAUUGUAAUUUUUUGGGGUGGGGUAGGCUUUGUCAGAACGAUGAUUUGCCACAUAAUUAGUCCUAGUCCUAACUUUCAGAAUCAGAACAGUCCCAACUCCGUUUCUUUAACUUGUAGCCUUGUCACUAAGUUGAGAUUAUCACGUUGCAGUAGUAUGACUUGUUUAUGACAAUGCUAUUCUCUUAUUGCAUUGAUAAUCCAAGGUGUCAUCUUAGCUUUAAUUUCAGGUCUAACUCUGCAAUCAUUCUGAUAAUGGCCCUAGGUCAUUAUUCAAGGGGGGUCUGUAUAUCCAAAAUAAACAUGAAAAGAGAGGGGCAAAAAUCUCACGUGAAUUUUCCUCUAAUCUCAAUAUAUGUUUUUAUACGAGAGAGUCCUUAUUUAGGCAUACUUAAGUCUUCACAACGGGUUUGUAGAGUUUGUAUUUAUAUAUACAGUUGUAAGUUUCAGAUGUGUAUCCGUCCAUAAAUUAUUAUAUUGUUCCGUUAAAUUACCAUGAUUUGCAAGCAUCAAAACUCAUAAUUACUGCUAUUAUGUACCAAGAUUCUAUGUGUGUUUGUCUAGUCGAGGAGGUUUAUCUUGGAAAAAAAGGUAAUAUUUUACCAUUUAAAACCGUUUUCUACGUGUUGUAGAAGCCAGUAUGUGUAUGCUCAAUAUGUUAAAGGUAAUUUUCUAGAGCAAAUGUAUAAUGCACUUGUGAUCAAUCAUUCACCCUUCCCAACUUUUCUCCGAACAUUUAACCUUAUAUAAAAUGCUUUAUGCAUUGAUGGUGUGCCAUAUUAAGAUUGCAAAUAAAGUUAUAUGCAGUGCACAACAAAUAUA
Messenger RNA from Priapulus caudatus, 2989 nucleotides. RefSeq names its product microtubule-associated protein 9-like. The transcript is spliced from 13 exons. NCBI's taxonomy places the organism in Eukaryota, Metazoa, Priapulida, Priapulimorpha, Priapulimorphida, Priapulidae. The coding region runs from base 83 to 1954 and encodes 623 amino acids. Gene Ontology annotation, biological process: regulation of mitotic cytokinesis; mitotic cytokinesis; mitotic spindle assembly. Gene Ontology annotation, cellular component: astral microtubule. The record is from RefSeq and is a predicted model, not a curated record. Gene Ontology annotation, molecular function: microtubule binding.